Molecule: messenger RNA, 1314 nt
Organism: Bombyx mandarina (wild silkworm)
Lineage: Eukaryota; Metazoa; Arthropoda; Insecta; Lepidoptera; Bombycidae
Product: sulfotransferase 1B1
Molecular function (GO): sulfotransferase activity
Source: RefSeq, a predicted model, not a curated record
AUUUAUAUUAAAAAUGCCUUUCGUCUCGGUGUGCCUUUCGGCAAAGACUUCGUGCAACUCUUUCCACUGCUUUCUAUCUGCUGCUACUCUUAUCCUAGGGGAUCCAGGACUAAUUUUGAGUUCAUCCUACCGUCUACUUGGUUUGCGACGUCGGCUUCUCAAGCCAUCCUUUGCUAACAGCUUAGGUUGCUGCUCCAAAAUCUACGCAACUAGAAACCAUGGCUCUUAGCAAAAAAUGUCCUGAAAUACGCGAAGCCGGCGAGGAAGAAUCCGGUCAGCUUCGGAGGCUUUUCAAAACAUUGGAAGAUUGCCCCGGAUUCAUUCGUGUUGGACCAGCAGGAUAUCUGUUUUCGGUAAAAUUUGAACCAGAAAUAGAAAACAUAUACAACAUAGAAGUGAGACCUACGGACACUUUCAUCGUCACAUUUCCAAGAUCAGGGACAACGUGGACUCAAGAAAUUGUCUGGUUACUGUUGAAUGACUUAGACUACGCUAAGGCAGCCUCGCUUCAUAUUGUCGAGAGAUUCGUAAAUAUAGGAACCUCCAUUUGGGGAUUAUCAUCCAGAAAAACGGUGACCCACAAAGAGAUAGAAUUGAAUAAAGAAGACCGACGGAAAUUCGAAAAAGUUAUAGUACCUGGCUGUGAGCUGCUGGCCGCAGCGACGGACCCUCGUUUCAUCAAAAGCCAUCUUCCAUUAUCCAUGCUACCUCCUAAUUUGAUAGAGACAGCUAAAGUAGUAUAUGUUGGAAGAGAUCCACGUGACCUUGUAGUUUCACUGUACCAUUUUAGCCGCCUUAUCUCAGUACCACUUUAUACAGGAGACUUUAAAACUUUCUGGAACAUGUACAUGAACGAUAACGUUGUAAGAGCACCCCACCUAUCACACGUGAAAGAAGCAUGGGAUUUAAGAAAUCAUCCAAAUAUGCUGUUUCUCUUCUAUGAGGAACUCAAACAAGACCUUCCCGGCACAAUCAAACGCAUAGCAAAUUUUUUUAAGAAAACCUACACAGAUGAACAAAUAUCAGGGCUUUGUAAACAUGUUCACAUAGAUAAUUUCAGAAAUAAUGACUCGGUCAAUGUGAACUUUUUAUCGAAAGUCGAUGGUCUAAUACCAGGAGAAGAACCAUUUAUAAGGAAAGGAAAAGUCGGUGGCUGGCGCGAUUACUUCGAUGAGGAGAUGACUAAGGAGUGCGAACGAUGGAUGGCCAAAAAAGUGGAAGAAACUGGUAUUCAGUUUCCAACUUAUCCGUAAUCGUGAAAUAGAUCGAAUUAAACCACAAAAUUUGUUCUUCCUUUCAAUUAUUUCUUCGCUA